UAUAAACAUCCGGCCUUCAAGCCAGGAAGUGAACGUCAAUCGAUUGGUUUUGUCUUCAGUUAAAUCCUCUGCCAGUGUUUUCUCCCUGUUUGGUUUCAGAAAAGGAAUAAACUAACGUUAUGGUUUGCGAAAAGUGUGAAAAGAAACUUGGACGGGUCAUCACGCCAGAUACAUGGAAGGAUGGUGCCAGAAACACAACAGAGAGUGGUGGAAGAAGGCUGAAUGAGAACAAAGCCCUGACUUCCAAAAAGGCCAGGUUUGAUCCCUACGGAAAGACCGGAUUUGCUACUUGUAGAAUAUGCAAGAGUUCUGUCCACCAGUCAGGUUCUCACUACUGCCAGGGUUGUGCCUACAAGAAAGGAAUAUGUGCCAUGUGCGGGAAGAAGGUGCUUGACACCAAAAACUACAAGCAGACCUCUGUCUGAUCAGACCUGCCUGGCUGGAGGAUCUCUCAGGAUAGAGGGGAGGCAGCAUUGGUGGUGAUGUCAAUUAUAAAAUCAAACUCCCCAGACACAUACUUAGAAUGGGAGUUCUUGAACUCACCAGCAUGUGCCCCUGUGUCAACUGUGUGCAUUACUCCCUGGACCUAUACUGGCGACAAAAAUAUCAGUGUCUGAAUGUUUUGAUGAUGUUCCCUCACUAGAUGAAGCAAUACUUAGGCUUACACUGUUUUGACAGAUGUCUCCUGUAAAAACCAUCAGAAGUGCUUUGUAAAUAUCUAAGUAGCUCGAUCACUUCUUUUCAUGUUGACACGAUAAUUUAAAAAAACUUUUUUUUUUUAUUUCUUUUAAACUAAAUAUUUCCAUUCAGUUGACAGUUUACCAUUCUGUUGUGUUGUAAAAGCACACAUAACAUCUGUCUGUCUUACACAGAAAUAGACCUUGGUAGCACUCCCAUCUUACCUCCCCAUUGCAGUAUCAUUGUUAUCAUCUAAGACCAUUACAGAGGCUUGGUUCUGAUUCCAAGCAAAGGUCAAGGUGUUGACAUUUAAAUGUCAGCAACAGCCAAAGGCAAAGUUCCCUUUCCUAUAGUCAUACCAACCUGCAUUUGUGUCAUGAAGUCUCGUAGCAUGAACUUCUGUGUGGUGUCACUUAUGGCUGUGCUGUUGUCUGUCACAGGCUGUUAAUUUUAAUACUUCUCUUUGGAGAGUUAGAGUAAAGGCUUAUUUUUGCUUUGGUAUGAUAUCAGUUUGUUGUCAUUUUUAAAACUUCACAGUGGUAUAAUCAAAAUAAACCUGGAUAAAGUCA
Molecule: messenger RNA, 1247 nt
Organism: Alosa alosa (allis shad)
Lineage: Eukaryota; Metazoa; Chordata; Actinopteri; Clupeiformes; Clupeidae
Gene: cript
Product: cysteine-rich PDZ-binding protein
Exons: 5
Coding region: 120-425 (101 amino acids)
Biological process (GO): cytoplasmic microtubule organization
Cellular component (GO): dendrite
Molecular function (GO): microtubule binding; PDZ domain binding
Source: RefSeq, a predicted model, not a curated record